AUGGAGAAAAAAUCAUGGGUUUGUACUGUAAUCAUACAGCUCGCCCUCUGUUUUGCUCUCUACUAUGCCAUCAACUUCGUUCGUGGUGGAUUUAGAGCUCCCAAAGAACAAACCCGUCUUCUUAAACAGAUAGAGAAGGUGAUGAAUACUUAUAAGGUGGGAUUUGUGAUUAACAUCAGUGAGCUUGGUGAAGAUGAUCCACUCUUACAAAAUGCAACACAAUAUUUCAAUCCAUUUGAAGGCUCCAUGGUACACUACUCUCUAAAUAAUGGAAUGAUACAGGAUCCUUCAGAAGUUCAGUUAAAACAGUUGUCAAGAAAACUCGAAUCAAGCAAUAGUAACUGGCACAUUGCUACUGGAUUUCAUCCACUAUUCUGCAAUCAAAGUUGGAAUCAAACACAAGCAAAAGGAAACAAUGUUAUGCUACAAAUGUUGAUGAAUCAUGGAGUGGUAUUCUACUCUCUCACAUCCCAAAUGUUUAUAAAAAAAGUUUGA
Lactuca virosa is the source of this 495-nucleotide messenger RNA. NCBI's taxonomy places the organism in Eukaryota, Viridiplantae, Streptophyta, Magnoliopsida, Asterales, Asteraceae. The record is from the annotation of a GenBank genome assembly.